GUUUCUAACUCUAUAUUUAAUCUUUGAGUUCCAUAACUCGAUUGCAGAUUAAUGUAUCCUAGCAACUACAGCUAGAAUCAAUCACAAGACAAACAAACCAACAAACCAAAGUGCAGUAAGACCAAUGUGCCUGAAGUUGCCUAAAGUUGGAAUAACACGGGAGAGUGCUGAAAUUGUUAUUGCAUGUGCGCAGAAUUAAUACAAUGACAACAGCAACGAAUGAAGUUGUUUCAUCCAAAUACAAGCAGGAUACCGAGAAGGCAUCAAUAAAGGAAACAAUGGAGAAAUUAGGGCAACCAGUGAUCGACCCGUUCAUGAACAAGGAAGAGCACAAGGUGAUGGACAAACUGGGCACCGUGCCUCUUAAUUCACUCCUACGCUUCAGUGUCGAUGCCGAAAGGCCCCAGUCUAAACCGAAGAGCAGUUCACGUUUUGGAAGGCUCAGUUACCAUUCCUUUUUCUCACGGCACAACCCUCAUCCUCAUCGAGUAAGACACAUCAAUGGUCUGAAUGGAAACCCUGUCUGUGCAGUCAAUGAUGACUGGUACAUUAACACUCCAUUGUCUCCUCAUCCACUGAUAAAGAGUCGGCUUCCAACAACAGUCCUCGGAAGGCUUGGAUUACCCAUCAGUAUUUAUCAGUGUAAUCCAUUUGAUGACGGAUAUAUCUCAAAGUUUACUUUUGCUAGCAGUGCCAAAGUAAUAAAGAAGGCUUCAUUUAUUUCAGAGUCAUUGUCUGAAGCUUGGCGCGAUGAACUACGGGAAUUCACAACCAGGGCCUGCCUCCUGGCACCUGACCAACCUGAAGAACAGAAGGAGACAGAAGGAAGGAGAACAACUCAAUAUUCUGCACAGACGGGUCGGAUAAUCCCAAACUCGACUCCUGCUGUGAACCGUCAGACUUCUCAACGAUCCACCAGGAAUGAUGUCCGGGACAGGAGUAAACACAAUAUGCUGUUUCAGGACCACGAGUUACUGGUCCUGGAACUGCUCUGUCAGCUCCUACAGACUGACUCAUUAUCGGCUGUCCAGCAAUGGCUGCUCUAUGCUGGGCAAAGAGAGAAAGACUUUGUACUGGGAAUGAUUCAGUCAGCUCUAGCAAGCAGUCACCCUGAAUACCAACAAAGAGCUACAUGUAGAGAAGGCCAAGGAAAACAGCAGAUUGAUUAUAAUCCCACGGCUUCAGCCCUGGAAAGGUCCUCCCUGAAUAGGAGAAAACAUAACAGAUAUUACCUCAAAAAGAAGCCAGAAAUAAUUGAAGAGGAGCAGCCAGAUCACAUUGGAAAUGCUGAAGUCCUUCGAGUUCAUCAAAGCAAGUCUUCUGAACCACAGAGUAAUGGAAAACAGGAAGUGUCAGAUCUGAACAGGGUCACAGGGUGUGAGUGAAACUGUUCAGGAUGGGGAAAACAUUUCAGUCUGUCCGUCUGAUUAGAGUUUAAGUAGGGACGUGUUUUUAAAAAUUGUAAUGAGAUAAAG
Molecule: messenger RNA, 1475 nt
Organism: Hemiscyllium ocellatum (epaulette shark)
Lineage: Eukaryota; Metazoa; Chordata; Chondrichthyes; Orectolobiformes; Hemiscylliidae
Gene: tbata
Product: thymus, brain and testes associated
Exons: 10
Coding region: 204-1385 (393 amino acids)
Source: RefSeq, a predicted model, not a curated record